Oncorhynchus tshawytscha (Chinook salmon) is the source of this 2085-nucleotide messenger RNA. RefSeq names its product flavin-containing monooxygenase 5-like. Lineage: Eukaryota; Metazoa; Chordata; Actinopteri; Salmoniformes; Salmonidae. Gene Ontology annotation, molecular function: N,N-dimethylaniline monooxygenase activity; NADP binding; flavin adenine dinucleotide binding. The transcript has 11 exons. The record is from RefSeq and is a predicted model, not a curated record. Bases 67 to 1731 code for a protein of 554 amino acids.
CUCUUCCCUUUUGACACACACACACACACAACCCUCACCUGCCGACACUCAACACAAAGUUCCAUCAUGGUGCGUACAGUAGCAGUGAUUGGGGCGGGUCCCUCAGGUCUGACCAGCAUCAAGAGCUGUCUGGACGAGGGUCUGGAGCCCACCUGCUUCGAGAGCAGUGAUGACAUUGGGGGGCUGUGGAAGUUCAAGGAAGUUUCUGAGCCCAACAGAGCCAGUAUCUACCGUUCCCUCACCAUCAAUAUCUCCAAGGAGAUGAUGUGUUUCAGCGACUUCCCCAUCCCAGCUGACUACCCCAACUACAUGCACCACUCCCGUAUCCUGCAGUACUUCAGGCUCUAUGCUGAACACUUCAAACUGCUGCAGCACAUCCACUUCCAGACCAGUGUGCGGAGUGUGAGACAGAGGCCAGACUUCAGUCAUUCAGGCCAGUGGGAGGUGGUGACAGAGAACAGGGAGGGACAGGAGAAGAGACACAUGUUUGACUCUGUCAUCGUCUGCUCUGGUCACUACUCCUACCCACACCUUCCACUUAAAGACUUCUCAGGUAUUGAGUCGUUUGAAGGGAAGUACUUCCACAGUUGGGAUUAUAAGGGUCCAGAGGACCUUCAUGGGAAGAGGGUGGUGGUGAUCGGCAUCGGCAACUCUGGAGGAGACAUCGCUGUGGAGUCCAGCCGGGUGGCCGAGCAGGUGUAUCUGAGCACGCGUCGCGGUGCGUGGGUUAUACGUGUGCUGUCGGACAACGGCUUGCCCGUGGACAUGAAGUAUAACACACGCUUUGUCCACAUCCUGUUCCAACUGCUGCCAGUUAACUGGCUCAGCUGGUUCGGAGAGAAGAAGCUCAACGCCAUGUAUGACCACACCAUGUACGCCCUCAAACCCAAACACAGGUUGUUCAGUACGAUUCCAGUGAUAAAUGAUGAGCUUCCCAAUAAGAUCUUGACUGGUGGAGUCAUGGUCAAACCCAAUGUCCAACAGAUCAGAGGCUCCAGUGUGGUGUUUGAGGAUGGGAGUGUGGUGGACAAGGUGGAUGUGAUUGUGUUCGCUACGGGUUACAACUACGACUUUCCCUUCCUGCCUCCCAACGUAAUGCAUAAGUCUGGCCACCGGUUGGGGCUGUACAAGCAUGUGUUUCCCCCCACCCUGGAGCACCCCACCAUGGCCGUAGUAGGCUUCAUCCAUGCCCUGGGUGCCAUCAUGCCCCAGGCAGAGAUGCAGUCCCGCUGGGUCACACGUGUCUUUAAAGGUCAUAAGAAGCUACCGUCCAACCAGGCCAUGCUGAAGGCUGUGGAGUGCGACACCAAGGACAUGGACAAGAACUACAUCGUAUCCAAGCUGGUGCCGCUGCAGGUGGACUUUGUGUCCUACAUGGAUGACAUCGCUGGAGAGGUGGGGGUCAGACCCAGCCUGGCCUGGCUGUUCUUCACUGACUACCCCCUAUUCAAGAGGGUUCUGUGGGGUCCCGUCACUGCCUACCAGUACCGUAUCACCGGCCCAGGGAAAUGGUCCGGGGCACGCCGAGCCAUCUUCACCCAGUUUGAACGCAUGUUCCAGCCCUUCAAGACCAGACAGGUGGAGGAGAAGCAGGGAUGUUUUGUGGCGGGCCGUCUGCUAAAGCUCAGCCUCACAACGAUGGUGGGAGGAGCAGCAGCCUACUACUUCCACCUCCAACCACCCCCCUCCCUCACCUACCUUCUCUCCAAACUCACUCCUCAGAGAGCCUGAACACCAUCUUCCUCCACCUCCCUCCUCUCCACCCUCAACCCCCAGAGAGCCUGAACACCAUCUUCCUCCACCUCCCUCCUCUCCAUCCUCAACCCCCAGAGAGCCUGAACACCAUCUUCCUCCACCUCCCUCCUCUCCACCCUCAACCCCCAGAGAGCCUGAACACCAUCUUCCUCCACCUCCCUCCUCUCCACCCUCAACCCCCAGAGAGCCUGAACACCACCCUCUUUUCAUCCUAAACCACCUCCAUCCUCUUUUCUGAACACCACCCUCCACUCCUCUCCUCAUGUGAUCUUCAUGAUUGUCAGAACCAUUCCUCUGCUGUGAAGUAUAUUAUUAAAUAUUGUAACUGGA